AUGCUUAUCGACGGUCAAAAGUGGGCUUGUGAAGCUUGCAUUCGGGGCCACCGUGUGUCGAGCUGCAAACAUCAUGAUCGACCGUUGAUUCGCAUAAAGCGCAAAGGUCGCCCCUUCGCUACAUGCUCCAUCUGCCAGGCUACGCCCUGCGAAUCCCCCACAGACCACGCUCGCCAGAAGCGCGAGACAGAGCUCAAACAUCCAAAAAAAGCUUCCCACGCUAGACUUUAUCCGCGGCACCACAAUCCAAACGGUUUCCAGCCCAUUGCGCCGAGACCGACGGCCGGUGCGAAGAGGGAUUUGCAUUCGAAGAGGCAGGGGAGGGGCGAGAGAUCUGGGUCGACUUCUACUUCGGCUGAGGAUUCAAAUUCGAAUACCACCGCCGUUGGUGAAAGGGAGCGACUCAACUCUUCUUCUUCUUCCCAGAUGAAUAUUGCUUCUAAUGCUCCCGCCACUGCCGACUCCGUGUACGGAGAGGGCUAUUGGUCUGGCUCUGAGACCUCUGGGAAUGAGUCGAGUAGUCGGACCCUGUCUGCUGCUACUGCUACUACUGAGAGCCCUACCGGUGGAGUUGGUCCGAGUGAAACUCUUUCCCACUCUGCAUCGGGGACCUCUGUCAUUGACCCUACUAUUAUGGGGAAUACUAUCUUUGACCCCAUGUAUUCGCUUCUGCCUUCUUCGUCCGCUGCGUUGACGCAGCCGGGUCCACUGGUUAGUCCGCUUGACAGUGCUAAUCCGUUUGAGUUCCCUUUGGAUCCUGGGUUGACUGUGAACGGUACAAUUGGGUGUCUGGAGGAUAUGGAUUUGGACAUCACGGAGGGAUUGGAGGAGGUGUUUCAUGUAGAGGAUUGGUCGCGGUAUAUGUGGUCGCCGGAGACUGGGUUCGAACAUUUAGAUAUGGGGUAUCCCCCGGUGACGCGAUGA
Messenger RNA from Penicillium longicatenatum, 924 nucleotides. RefSeq lists its product as uncharacterized. The record is from RefSeq and is a predicted model, not a curated record. The transcript has 3 exons. Lineage: Eukaryota; Fungi; Ascomycota; Eurotiomycetes; Eurotiales; Aspergillaceae. Gene Ontology annotation, cellular component: nucleus. Gene Ontology annotation, biological process: positive regulation of transcription by RNA polymerase II; intracellular iron ion homeostasis; intracellular copper ion homeostasis. Gene Ontology annotation, molecular function: DNA-binding transcription factor activity, RNA polymerase II-specific; copper ion binding; RNA polymerase II cis-regulatory region sequence-specific DNA binding. The coding region runs from base 1 to 924 and encodes 307 amino acids.